Messenger RNA from Musa acuminata subsp. malaccensis (wild Malaysian banana), 1325 nucleotides. The record is from RefSeq and is a predicted model, not a curated record. Lineage: Eukaryota; Viridiplantae; Streptophyta; Magnoliopsida; Zingiberales; Musaceae.
UUGUGAGUUCAAUGUAUGGAUUUUUCUCAAGAUAAUUUUGAUUAUGCAGGGCCUAAACAAGGAAAAGAAACAUCUUUAUCCUGGGAUUUUAUCAAACACAUAUCUAAUGAUGCCACAUCAAAUCCAAAGGUUUUGUUGACACACAUCCCUCUUUAUCGUCCUGAUGACACCCCUUGUGGUUCACAUCGUUCUUCCUCUGUUAUCAAUCAGAGGAUUUCAUAUGCUGGUACUGAUCAUGGAAUCUCGUAUCAGAACUAUCUAAGCGAGGAAACUUCAAACCAUUUACUGGACCUCAUCAGACCUACACUUGUGUUGUCAGGUCAUGAUCAUGAUCAAUGUACAGUGGUACACUCUACACCUGCUGGAACUGUAACUGAGCACACUGUUGGAACCGUCAGCUGGCAGCAGGGAAACCUGUAUCCAUCAUUCAUGCUGCUGUCUGCAAGAUCAAAUUCAACCAACUCAGAGGAUGCUGUUUCUACUAAUUUAUGUUUUCUUCCAAUGCAAACUCAUAUCUACAUCUGGUAUCUGACUCAGUUUGUCAUAACUCUCAUUUUGAUCAUCAUGUGGCCAACAAAUGGCUUGGGACUUUCUGACAAAUGUAUGAGCUACAUUACAGCAAUGAAAAAUAAUCUAAUGUCCACAUCUAAAGAAAAAGAUGAAGAGGAGAAUUGCGAAUAUGAAAUGGUCUGGGAUGCAGAUGGGUCAAUGCAUCUUGUCAAGAAGGCCAGAACAAGGGUCCCAGCCCCAAAGUCCGAUACAGGGUUUACAGGGAGGAGAAAGGUUGUCUCGAGGCCAACAGCAAAGAAGCAUUUGCAAGAGGCAGAGGCAUCUGUCUCGGUGGACUUGAGCUGGGAGUCAAAGACAGAAGACACUGCAAAAAUGCAACGCCCAAGCAAAUCAAAGGUCAGAACAGUGGUCCAGCGGCUGUUUCGGCUACGGCUGCUUGUGAUUGUUGCUGCGGUGAAUGUCCCGCUUUAUAUGAUGCUGCUUUUCAAGGAUUGGAUCGACCGGUGACCCAACAAGUGGAAAUUGAAAGGGUCACUCUUGCAUGCAUGUUCUUGAGGUGGGGAUGAUUUUAUGGUGGCUUAUGUGUAGAACAGGAUGUAAUAGAAAGCCUUUCUCAUUGUGUCUUGUUUCUAAUCAUUUGCAUGUAGUUUUGCCACGAGGUUGAUUUUCUUUCUUCUGUGACACGCGAAGAAGCUUGAUGGUGAUAUGACAUGAAAUCCACAAAGUUACAUCCCAGGAUUCAGUAUAGGAAGUUAAAUCUAUUCUGAAUAACAGAACAUGACUCGGGCUGAAUAAGAGCACUAUUUCUUGUUUAA